AAUUCAUCUUUUAUCCUCUCUCUCUCUCUCUCUCUCUCUCUCUCUCUCACGGGAUCUCACUCCAUCCUCCAUCAUCACUUGGAUUUCAGUUGCCGAAGUAACAACGGUGGUACAUUGGGUUUGUUUCCUUUCUCAGAUAAUAGAUGGACAUAAUCAGUGGGUUGCCUGAUGAACUGCUUAUUAAGAUAUUAAUGUUGGUUCCGACAAAAGUUGCUGUAUCCACAAGCAUCUUGUCGAAACGUUGGGAGUAUCUUUGGAUGUGGUUGCCUAAACUUGAUUACGGUCCUCGUAACUGUUCAGAGUCUGAAUGCGAGAAGCUAAGGUGUUUUCUCGACAGAAAUUUGCCUUUACAUAGAGCUCCGGUGUUAGAAAGCUUCCGUCUUGACUUAUGCUGUUCACGUUUUAAACCCGAGAAUAUCAACAUGUGGGUUUUAACAGCAGUUUCCCACUGCCUACGUGAGCUGGAGAUGAUGCUAUAUGAGUCUGAUCCGGCUAAGCCAUUCGUAUUGCCGAGCAACUUGUAUGCCUGCAAAUCUCUCGUGGUCUUGAAACUGGGUGGAGAUAUCCUCUUGGAUGUUCCUACAAUGGCGUCUCUUCCUUCUCUCAAAACUAUGAAACUUCAAAGUGUGAGAUACUUCAGUGACAAAACUCUCCCACUGCUUCUAUCAAAAUGCCCACUUCUUGAAGAUCUUGUGGUGGAUUUACGUGAGGAUGAUACCCCGAGAUAUCUGGGAGUUGUUGUUCCGUCUUUGCAGAGUUUGUCACUCUAUAUACCCUAUAAUAAUCAUAUUAUAGAUGGGUUUGUGCUAGUAACUCCUGCUUUGAAGUAUUUCAAACUUAUGGACUAUAACGAACACUACUGUCUGAUCGAGAAUAUGCCUAACCUGAUCGAGGCAUAUUUAGAUGUUGAUUGUCCUGAUAUCAAGGAUCUCAUUGGGUCAAUCACAUCUGUCAAGCGUCUUUCAAUAUGUUCAAAGGAUAUGCUCGGUGAAGGUUUUGUCUUCAACCAGCUUGAACAUCUGGAGGUAUGUUUAUGCAUGGAGCAUUCCUCGAAUCAACUUUUCCGGCUGCUCAAAGCUUCUUCUAACUUGAAGAGACUAGACAUUUCCUUAAUGCGUGGUCACGUGUCUCAAGGUAUGGACGACUGGAAUCAACCAACUACUGUUCCUGAAUGUCUGCUGUCGAGUAUGCAAAAUCUCAACUGGUCUUCAUACACAGGAGAACCACAAGAGAGAGAGAUUGUGGUUUACAUUUUGAAACACGCUGUUCACUUAAAGACUGCAACAAUCAAGUCAUCAUCUGAAUUGGGAGUUACAAAAUCUGAUAUGUUAAAGGAGUUGGAACUUUCUUCUAGAGCUUCAGCUGCAUGCCAACUCAUGUUCGAGCUAUUAUGAUGCUUGAUGAGGGUUUUGUCUUCAACCAGCUUGAACAUUUGGAGGUAUGUUUAUGCAAAGA
This is a messenger RNA of Brassica oleracea var. oleracea, 1455 nucleotides long. RefSeq names its product FBD-associated F-box protein At4g10400-like. The transcript is spliced from 5 exons. The record is from RefSeq and is a predicted model, not a curated record. Lineage: Eukaryota; Viridiplantae; Streptophyta; Magnoliopsida; Brassicales; Brassicaceae. Gene Ontology annotation, molecular function: protein binding. The coding region runs from base 144 to 1394 and encodes 416 amino acids.